AUGAAGCUCUCAAUAGCUCUUGCACUCGGCGCAACGGCUUCGACGGGGGUGUUGGCUGCUGUUGUACCGCAGCAAGAACCGCUGAUAACCCCCCAAGAUCCCCCAACUCAUCAUCAUCAGGAGAAGUUCUUGAUCGAGUUGGCUCCUUAUCAGACGAGAUGGGUUACCGAGGAAGAAAAGUGGGACUUGAAACUGGAUGGCGUGAACUUCAUUGAUAUUACUGAGGAACGAAACACUGGAUUCUACCCAACGUUGCAUGCUGGUAGCUAUGUUCACUAUCCGCCGACGAUGAAGCAUGCGGAGAAGGUGGUUCCCCUUCUGCGGGGUCUCUCCAAGGACAACAUGGAGCAAAACCUCAACAAAUUCACCUCGUUUCACACUCGCUACUAUAGGUCGUCCACUGGUAUUGAGUCCGCAAAGUGGCUAUACAGUAGGGUUUCCGAUGUCAUUGAACAGUCUGGUGCAGCGAAGUACGGCGCCACUGUGGAGCAGUUCGCUCACUCAUGGGGCCAAUUCAGUAUUAUUGCUCGGAUCCCAGGCCAGACUAACAGAACUGUUGUCCUGGGUGCACAUCAGGACAGCAUCAAUCUUUUCCUCCCCUCUAUCCUAGCUGCACCUGGUGCCGAUGAUGACGGAAGUGGAACCGUGACUAUACUCGAAGCUUUGCGUGGUCUGCUGCAGUCAGACGCCAUUGUCCGGGGCAACGCUUCCAACACAAUCGAAUUCCACUGGUAUUCGGCAGAGGAGGGUGGUAUGCUUGGUUCGCAAGCCAUCUUCUCUCAAUACAAGAGAGAUAAGCGAGACAUCAAGGCGAUGCUUCAACAGGAUAUGACUGGCUAUACCCAGGGGGCUCUGGACGCCGGUCGUCAAGAAGCCAUUGGGAUUAUGGUUGACUACGUUGAUGAGGGACUGACACAAUUCCUCAAAGAUGUCACUACUGAGUAUUGUGGUAUUGGCUACAUCGAAACCAGAUGUGGCUACGCCUGCUCGGACCACACGUCCGCAAGCAAAUAUGGCUAUCCCGCAGCUAUGGCGACGGAAUCCGAAAUGGAAAACAGCAACAAGAGGAUCCACACGACUGAUGACAGCAUCCGGUAUCUAAGCUUCGAUCAUAUGCUGGAGCAUGCGAGUGGUAUGGUACAUACGGCUACCAUGGAAUCUACCGACCCCUACGCAAAGGAGCUUCAGAUUGCCUGUCUCACAGUUCAGAGAGCCACGCUCUUGACGAAAAAGCUAUUGGAAGCUGUGGACAAGGGGUCUUUCGACAAGAAUGACGCCACCCCAGUGACAAUUGCUGAUUUUGCUGCACAGGCACUGAUUAUCGCUGCCAUUCACCAUGCGUUCCCCGACGAUGAGUUUGUCGGAGAGGAGAGCUCAGAUGCUCUUCGAUCCGAUCCUGCUCUCCUUGACAGGACAUGGGAGCUGGUCUCCUCUACCCGCCUGUCGGACGAGGAAAGCGAUGCGCUGCUCUACGCUCCGAGCAGUAAGGAGGAAAUGCUUGAUUUGAUUGAUCUCGGUGCUCAGGGCAACUGUAGCAAGCAGAGCCGUGCUUGGGUUUUGGACCCCGUUGACGGCACCGCAACCUUUAUUCAAGGUCAGCAGUACGCCGUUUGUUUGUCACUGGUGGAAAACGGCUACCAGAAGGUUGGCGUCUUAGGCUGUCCGAAUAUGAAUCUGGAGACGGGUCGCCUUCAUGAAAACAUCGUCGACCGAGAUGGCUACGGGCACCAGGUAUUCGCCGUUGCCGGACAAGGCGCAUUUAUUCGGCGAAUGGGAACGGGAGCUCUCCUCCCCUCGCGCAAGAUCGAGCCAAAGGCGCAGAUUACGGACCCGAAAGAUAUCGAUUUUGUCGAUUGCGUGUCAGCGACAUCAUCCGACAGGAACAUGCAUGCCCGCCUUGCGUCGCAUUUGGGUGCACCUUGGCCGGCCUCGACGGACCUCUGGGCCGCGCAGCUGCGAUACAUCGCCAUCGCAGUGGGGGGUUGUAAUGUGAUGAUCAAAAUUCCGCAUAAAUCUUCCUAUCGGUCGAAGAUUUGGGAUCAUUCAGGUGGCAUGUUGAUCGCCGAAGAACUCGGAUGUACUGUUAGUGAUCUGGCGGGUAAUCCAGUCGACUGCAGCUUGGGCAGGACCCUGUCUGGUUGCUACGGGAUGAUCGUUGCACCUUCGUCCAUCCACAGCCGGCUCGUGGAGGCAGUGAAACAGAUCAUGUAA
This is a messenger RNA of Aspergillus welwitschiae, 2211 nucleotides long. RefSeq names its product Zn-dependent exopeptidase. The transcript is spliced from 4 exons. Lineage: Eukaryota; Fungi; Ascomycota; Eurotiomycetes; Eurotiales; Aspergillaceae. The record is from RefSeq and is a predicted model, not a curated record. Gene Ontology annotation, biological process: sulfate assimilation. Gene Ontology annotation, molecular function: 3'(2'),5'-bisphosphate nucleotidase activity. Bases 1 to 2211 code for a protein of 736 amino acids.